CCCUUCUACCUCUGGCAGGGGGGUCGGGGAUCGAGACCCGGCUGGACAAUGGUCAAGCGUGGCGAGGUUUAGACCCUAGUGGUCAGUCGAUGCUCAACUUCAACUUGUUUUCAUCUUCGCGAAGCUCGCGUGAGCUCUUCGCGUGUAACGAUGUCAGUGACAAAGAUGGCGUCGACAGUCCCGUGUAUGACCACAUGCACCUGCCUGGUCAGGGGAAGAAGAAAAAGAAGAAGAGACGUCACAGGACCAUCUUCACCAGCUACCAACUAGACGAGCUAGAGAAAGCCUUUAAAGACGCCCACUACCCGGAUGUACAGACUAGGGAGAUCCUGGCUAUGAAGACAAGUUUACCUGAGGACAGGAUACAGGUGUGGUUCCAGAACCGCCGUGCCAAGUGGAGAAAGACAGAGAAGACCUGGGGCCGGAGUUCCAUCAUGGCGGAGUAUGGCCUGUAUGGCGCCAUGGUCAGACACUCACUGCCACUCCCGGAGACCAUCGUCAAGAGCGCCAAAGAGGGAGUUCUGGAGUCAUCGGCGCCCUGGCUUUUGAGCAUGUACCGUAAGUCCAUCGAGAGCACGGGAUCGAAAUCCAACGACACCAACACAGACAGCCAGGACCCGGACCAGGACCGAGGCUCCGGCGGGGAGCAGGAGGGGAGGAAACCCGAGGACUUCCGGUCUGAGAGUAUCGCCGCUCUCAGAGCGCGCGCCAUGGAGUACACAGCCAAGAAUUUCCCGCCAUCUUCGGAUGCCGGCGAUGACGUCAUAGACAGCGAUGACAUGUCAUCGGAUGACGAAAGAAGCUGUGACUCGAACGCGUCACACUCCCUUCACAAGGACAUGACGUCACUCGACGAAAAAACGUCAUCGGUGUAUAAUAGUAUACCGUCAUCAAAAUCUGGUCACCUCGCUAACACCGACGCUAGCAAUGACCUAGAACCUUCCACGAGAACCCCCGAGAGCUAUAAACCAGCGCACGUGUUACCAAACAACAAGAAGGCACCCCGCGAUUCCAGACUGGAGAGAAACUUAUCCAGCCCCGCCUCGCCCCUGCUCUCAUACAAAGAGACUCACACUUCCGGCAACAAAACCUACAGCCCAGUUCACGCUUCAGUUGAUAACUCAAGGUCAUCGAACAAGGUCACGAGCGGCCGUCAAGACAACCAUGUUUUAAGUACUCACCCCAGCAAGUCACCUAUGAGUCAGUUUGGUAACACCUACCUGUACCCGCCCCGCUCUAGCCCGGGCCGAAGCUCGUCACGCGCCAAUCUAAUGAGCACCACCAGCCUCUUCCCCUCCCCCUACAGCUACCUGGGCGGGCAGUUCAGCCCGACCAACACGACCAGCAGCUCCCCCCUCCCCAACAAGUCCCUGCACCUGCCCCUCAACUUCUCCAACCCCGGCUGGGGCAACCCGUUUUCCAGCAUCUUCCCCAGGUUGGGCCAGGACCAGCUGAAGGCCAACCCGUUCUUGAACACGUACGGCUUCAGCCAGCUGGACAAAGCCUCGCUCCACGGCUACAGGAGUCCUCUGACGUCAGGCGGGGGUCAGAUGGUCGCCCCUGAUGGUGAGGACCCGUCCAUGGGGGUCAACUCUGUCAUCGCUCUGUGA
Physella acuta is the source of this 1610-nucleotide messenger RNA. RefSeq lists its product as uncharacterized. The record is from RefSeq and is a predicted model, not a curated record. Gene Ontology annotation, cellular component: nucleus. Gene Ontology annotation, molecular function: DNA-binding transcription factor activity, RNA polymerase II-specific; sequence-specific double-stranded DNA binding. Lineage: Eukaryota; Metazoa; Mollusca; Gastropoda; Physidae. Gene Ontology annotation, biological process: regulation of transcription by RNA polymerase II.